UUAGAUUACUUUUUCGUAGAACUUGGGCGGUUAGCUUACUACCAUCUUCCCACACCAAUAUUGCUACUAAUGGAAAUUUCUUCAUCCUUCAUUAUCUCCCUUCAUCUUCAACCUUUCACUCCCAAUUCUCUCGCCCCGGCCACCGCUAUUUGUAAUUCAGGCCACCGACUUUCCCGAAUCAAAUCCACCACAGAUACACCGCCGUCAAAAAUCAAAAUAGUUUCCAAAUUUCGGAACCGAAAACGCCCAACUUUUGCCGAGAAAGAUGCUUUUCCUUCAUCUUUACCACUUCACACCAAGAACCCUCAUGCCAUUUACGAGGACGUUCAAAGAUUUGCACGGCAAAAUAAGCUCAAAGAGGCACUUACGAUUAUGGACUAUGUGGAUCAACAAGGCAUUCCAGUUAAUGCCACUACAUUUUCUUCUCUUAUUACGGCUUGUGUUAGAACAAAAUCGAUGACUUAUGCGAAACAGAUUCACGCGCAUAUUCGGAUAAAUGGGCUUGAAAACAAUGAAUUUAUACGUACAAGGCUUGUGCAUAUGUAUACUGCUUGUGGGUCCUUGGAAGAGGCACAGAAGCUGUUUGAUGAAAGUUCUAGCAAGAGUGUUUAUCCUUGGAAUGCGUUGCUUAGAGGCACUGUAAUGGCGGGUCGGAGGGAUUAUCGCAGCAUUCUAUCGACUUAUGCAGAAAUGCGAAGAUUGGGAGUUGAAUUGAACGUUUACUCCUUUGCUAAUAUCAUUAAAAGCUUUGCAGGUGCAUCGGCGUUUACUCAGGGGCUCAAGGCUCAUGGCCUUUUGAUUAAAAAUGGAUUGAUUGGCAGUUCACUUCUUGGGACAACUUUGGUUGAUAUGUACUUCAAAUGUGGUAAGAUCAAACUUGCCCGCCAGAUGUUUGGGGAAAUUACCGAGAGAGAUGUUGUGGUUUGGGGAUCAAUAAUUGCUGGGUUUGCUCACAAUCGACUCCAAAGGGAAGCUUUGGAAUAUACAAGGAGGAUGAUAGACGAUGGAAUUAGACCAAAUUCGGUUAUAUUGACGACCAUUCUUCCAGUUAUUGGAGAAAUCUGGGCGAGGAGAUUAGGUCAGGAAGUUCAUGCUUAUGUUAUAAAGACGAAAAGUUACUCGAAGCAGAUAUUUAUUCAGUCUGCUUUGAUUGAUAUGUACUGCAAGUGUGGGGACAUCGGUUCAGGUAGAGCCGUUUUUUAUGCAUCCAUGGAGAGGAAUGCUAUAUGCUGGACUGCUUUGAUGUCUGGUUAUGCUUUAAAUGGUAGGCUAGAACAGGCUGUAAGAUCAGUUAUUUGGAUGCAGCAGGAAGGAUUUAGACCGGAUAUCGUAACUGUUGCAACGAUUCUUCCAGUUUGUGCUCAAUUGAGAGCUCUGAGACCCGGAAAAGAGAUUCAUGCUUACGCUAUGAAGAAUUGCUUCCUACCGAAUGUAUCUAUCGUUUCAUCUUUGAUGGUUAUGUACUCAAAAUGUGGAGUAAUGGACUAUACUCUAAAGCUUUUCAACGGCAUGGAGCAAAGAAAUGUGAUCUUAUGGACAGCAAUGAUUGAUUCGUACAUAGAGAAUCAAUGUCCACACGAAGCAAUUGAUAUAUUCAGAGCGAUGCAGCUUUCAAAGCAUCGACCAGAUACCGUUACCAUGUCUAGAAUUCUCUAUAUAUGCAGUGAACAAAAAAUGCUGAAGAUGGGUAAGGAGAUACAUGGACAAGUCUUGAAGAGGAAAUUUGAGCCGGUCCAUUUCGUUUCUGCCGAGCUAGUGAAACUAUAUGGGAAGUGUGGAGCAGUAAAAAUGGCAAAAAUGGUUUUUGAGGCAAUCCCUGUGAAAGGGCCAAUGACAUGGACUGCCAUCAUUGAAGCUUACGGAGAAAGUGGAGAGUUUCAGGAAGCAAUCGAUCUGUUUGACCGAAUGAGAUCACGUGGUAUCUCUCCAAACCAUUUCACUUUCAAAGUGGUUCUAUCUAUUUGCAAGGAAGCUGGUUUUGUUGAUGAAGCACUGCGCAUCUUUAAGCUAAUGUCUGUUAGGUAUAAGAUUAAGCCAUCUGAAGAACAUUACUCUUUAGUCAUUGCGAUUCUUACUCGGUUUGGUCGACUCGAGGAGGCUAGAAGGUAUGUACAAAUGCUUUCUUCAUUGUCAUAAGUUUUGUUUUGUGUUUUUGUCCAUAACUGAGCUGAGCUCUUGAUUGAUUAUUUGAAUCCAACAAAAUACAAAUGUACACACAUAUUACAUCUGAUAUGUAUGUAUUGUAUAUGCUGAUCUUUUUUGUUGUGUAUAUUUCUUUAGUUUGGGAUUGGGAGAACUGAAUGAUAAAUCUUCAAAGUUUGAUCAA
This is a messenger RNA of Cucumis sativus (cucumber), 2326 nucleotides long. RefSeq names its product pentatricopeptide repeat-containing protein At1g71460, chloroplastic. The record is from RefSeq and is a predicted model, not a curated record. Lineage: Eukaryota; Viridiplantae; Streptophyta; Magnoliopsida; Cucurbitales; Cucurbitaceae. Gene Ontology annotation, molecular function: RNA binding; protein binding. Gene Ontology annotation, biological process: RNA modification. Bases 70 to 2136 code for a protein of 688 amino acids. The transcript has a single exon.